AUGAACCAACAGGCGUCCGCCUCGGACGGCCUCUUCUUUCUCCUGCGUGUACCGGAAGAACAAGUCAAGCAUAAGACGAUAGACCGGAGAAAUAGAACUGAAGAUGAUGCGGAUCAGGAUCAAGACGAAGACGAAGACGAAGACGAAGAAGUCGGUACCGACACUAGAGAUGAUGAAGACGACAGCGAAGAUAGCGAUGACGUGAAUGGAGAAGAUGAUGGUGGUGAUAAAGAGGAAGAAGAGGACCGUCCCCACAUCUUCUCCAAUGGGGCUCCACUAAUUCAGGCCGACGGUGUCAAAAGGUUGCGAUCAAGGUCUGCAACCUGCACAAAUUGUUCGGAAGAAUUCGACGUGACAGACAAUGGAAAGGACAGCUGUGCGAGCGAGAGCCUGACUAGCAAGCCGAUAUAUGGACAGAUCACGAUGAAAAUUGCCAUGGCCGAAUAA
Molecule: messenger RNA, 447 nt
Organism: Letharia columbiana
Lineage: Eukaryota; Fungi; Ascomycota; Lecanoromycetes; Lecanorales; Parmeliaceae
Exons: 4
Coding region: 1-447 (148 amino acids)
Source: RefSeq, a predicted model, not a curated record